Messenger RNA from Sabethes cyaneus, 11332 nucleotides. It is a transcript of the gene rhea, whose product is annotated as talin-2. The transcript has 12 exons. Gene Ontology annotation, molecular function: integrin binding; actin filament binding; structural constituent of cytoskeleton. Bases 1082 to 9817 code for a protein of 2911 amino acids. Gene Ontology annotation, cellular component: plasma membrane; cytoskeleton; focal adhesion. The record is from RefSeq and is a predicted model, not a curated record. Gene Ontology annotation, biological process: cell-cell adhesion. NCBI's taxonomy places the organism in Eukaryota, Metazoa, Arthropoda, Insecta, Diptera, Culicidae.
AUUCUUGUACGGCUCCCGCUCCAGUUGGGUAGUGUUUAUUCAUUGUAGCCAUUCGCUUCCUGCCCAUCACCGCCACCCAUCGGGGUCGGUUCACCCCCGCACGAUCCCAUUAGUGUGUAUCCCGUGUCGUACGUUUUGACGGGGCGCGCGUGCGUGUGUGCUUAAAUAGUGUGAAGCAAUCGGUGCAUGCCACCCGAGCGAUAAUAAUUGUGAUGAUAGUGAAUUACGGUCCUUUUUUUCUCAGCUCCAGAGUCGUUAGAAAAAUGUGCCCUUGAACCGAUCAAACUGCCCAGAAGGGAGUUGCCAUCCGUUGGGUUAUUGACGACAACGACGACGGCUGCACAGAGUUGUUAUCGCGGCUGCAUACUUACCAUAUCGCAACUCCGCGAGUUGUCAAUAUUUAGCUUUUAGUGUUUGCGACGUGACAUCGCCCGCUGACGUCAUUGUGAUGUAUUUUAUUGUUUGAUUUUGCGUUUUUAGGUUUCAUUGCCAAGAAGUGAUUUUUGUGCUGUCUUCGAUGGCGCUUUACAAAUGAUUUUGUGAUUUAUUGAAGAAACGAUCGCUGUAGUGUGUUGAAAAUUUUGUAAUUGAUUGUGCCAGUGAGUGUGAAUUUCGAAAUUAAAAAUAAGCGUGAAGUAAAUCCGAAAGGUAUCGGAUCGAGUCAAAUCAAAUCACCUACUCCUACGUGCGCACACAUAUACCUACAAGUGUCGGAUUUACCCACGUAAACAUCAACCGAAGGAGGAGGGAACUUUGCGAGCCGAGCUGAGAUCCUACCACGCACCAACCGGCGCGGCAGCGGAGGCCCCAAGAAAUUCCACGAAACUAGAAAGUACCACCACUUGUAAAAAGUUAAAGCAAUUCGUAACCAUCCCCAGCGGUAGUAGCAUCGACGAUAGUACAUAACAUCAUAGAAUAGACACUAGCGAAACACGACAACGGAAAACAAAAAUAUCGACUCGGGUACAGCAACAGCACCAAUCAUCAGCGCAGGUGGCAGACAAUUUUCAUUACAUCGAAGUGUCACUCACGAACCGCCGCUCUCUGCCGUUGCUCCCGUCGCCACUACCAACUGCCAACGAUGUCGACGCUGUCGCUUCGCAUCAGUCUCGAGGGUGGACGGGUCACGAAGACUAUCCAGUUCGAUCCGAACACGACCGUCUUCGAUGCGUGCCGGAUUAUAAAGGACAAAUUCGCCGAAGCGGUGCAGGGACAGGCCCAGGAGUUCGGGCUUUUCCUGGCAGAUGAAGACACCCGGCAGGGUGUGUGGCUUGAACCGGCCCGCAAUCUCGGUUACUAUCUGCUGAGAAAUCACGAUGUGCUGGAGUACAGACGAAAGCACCGAAAUCUGCGCGUUCGGAUGCUGGACGGAGCGAUUAAAACGAUCCUGGUUGACGACUCACAACCGGUGUCCCAGCUGAUGGUUGUCAUCUGUACGAAGAUUGGUAUCACAAACCACGAAGAAUACGGCUUGGUUCGAGAGGAUCCGGAUGCUCAGAAUGAAAAUCUACCGGAUAACAAAUCCAACACCGGAACGCUGACGUUACGCCGAAAGGUGGCCGAAAAGGAGCGUGACUCCAAGAUGGAAAGUUUGCGGAAGAAGCUGCGCACAGACGACGAAAUCAAUUGGGUCGAUGUGGGUAAAACGCUCCGCGAGCAGGGCAUCGACGAAGCAGAAACGGUUCUGUUGAGGAGAAAAUUCUUCUACUCCGAUCAGAAUAUUGAUUCGAGGGAUCCGGUGCAGUUGAAUUUGCUGUAUGUUCAGGCCAGGGAUGCCAUUCUGGAUGGAACGCAUCCCGUAACGCAGGAUAAAGCCUGCGAGUUUGCCGGCAUUCAGGUGCAAAUUCAGUUCGGCGAUCACAACGAAUCGAAGCACAAACCAGGAUUUUUGGAUCUUCGAGAGUUUCUGCCCAGCUCGUACGCUCGGGGGAAAAAUAUCGAGAAAAAAAUCUUCGCCGAACAUCGACAUCACGUCGGUUUAUCGGAUCUGGACGCCAAGUACUUGUACACGAAAACGGCCCGUGAACUGCCCACCUACGGUGUGACGUUCUUCCUUGUCAAGGAAAAGAUGACCGGCAAGAACAAGCUGGUUCCGCGGUUGCUGGGCGUCACCAAGAGUUCCGUACUUCGGUUGGACGAGCACUCGAAAGAAAUCCUGAAGACGUGGCCACUGACAACGGUGCGCCGCUGGGGUGCUUCUCCGAAUACGUUCACACUGGACUUCGGUGACUAUGCCGAUCAGUACUACUCGGUGCAGACGACGGAAGCGGAACAGAUCGUACAGCUGAUUGCCGGCUAUAUCGAUAUUAUUCUGAAGAAGAAACAGGCCAAGGAACACUUUGGUAUAGAAGGUGACGAGGGAUCCACCAUGGUGGAGGAGAGCGUGGCACCGUCAAAGGCCACCUUUCUGCAGCAUGAAGAAACGACUCCUUCCGGCAAGGUGGAAACACAAUCGAUUGCGAAACCAGCAAUCAUGCGCGGAUACGACGGCGAGCGUCCCUACGGCACCGGGGAGAUGCAGUCCAUGCAGUACGGUGCAAUCGUGGGACAGGUCAACCUGGCCCAUCAACCGCCCAUGUUGCAGCAAACUCGCAUCAGCACGGUUUUGUCGGAGCCACAGCGGGCCCUUAUCGGGUACAUUUCCGCCGGUCAGGAUGCGAUCAACAAAGCGGAGAAGGAUCUGGAGAGCAAAGCGCAGCUGCCACCACUGGGAACGGAUCCGGGUUCACUGCAGUGGCGCGAGGAAACACUGGACACGUCGAAGCAAACGGUAACCACCCAUCUGGCCACGAUGAACGCCGCUACGGCUCAGGUUGUGACCGCUUCCCAGCCGGAUGAGAUUGAUCACGAUGCCGUGGGAGCUGCCGUGUCACAGAUCACCCAAAGUAUUCCGGAGGUGACCAAGGAGGUGCGUUUGAUUGCUGCGCUCAUGGAUGAUGAUUGUACCGGGGAUAAGUUGCUGGAAGCAACCCGGAAACUCUGCGCGGCUUUCAGUGAUCUGCUGAAAUCGGCCGAACCGGAAAGCAAGGAACCACGGCAAAAUCUGUUGAACGCAGCUAGUCGAGUGGGCGAAGCCAGCGGACAGGUGCUCAGUACCAUCGGCGAGGAAAGCAUUGAGAGUCGUGAGCUGCACGAUAUGCUGCUGGGAUUGGCUAAGGCCGUAGCGAACACAACUGCGGCACUGGUGCUGAAGGCCAAGUCUAUUGCGGCCGUUACGGAGGAUGAAGCAACUCGAAAUAGAGUGAUUUCCGCUGCCAGUCAGUGCGCACUGGCCACAAGUCAAUUGGUGGCUUGCGCUCGGGUCGUGGCACCCACCAUCCAGAGUCCAGCUUGUCGUGAGCAACUGGAAGCAGCUGCACGGGAGGUCGCCAAGGCGGUAGCCCACUUGGUAGAGGUAUGCAAUGAAGCAACCGACAAUCAGCAACUUCGUGGUGAUUUGAUGGCGGCUGCCAAAGAUGUUUCCAAGACCCUGGCCGAACUGCUGGAACACAUCAAGUUGAGCUCCCGCGAAAAGGCUCGUCGAGUAGACGAAAACCCCGUCGAAGAAGUUCUGGUCGCAACGGACAUCUUGGUCUCGUCCACCGACCCGCAGGAAAUGAUCCGCCAAGCUCAACAGUUGGGAAAAGCAACUGCCCAACUGAUUCAAAGUAUCAAGGGAGAAGCUGAACGACAGGACGAUUCCAACAUGCAGCGCAAGCUGCUGGAAGCAGCAAAGCAACUGGCGGACGCAACAGCUCGAAUGGUCGAAGCUGCUCGACUCUGCGCAGGAAACCCUCACGACUCCGGUCACCAGGAAUCACUGCGAGUGGCAGCCGAAGAGCUCCGGGUAAUCACAACAACCACGGCCAAUACCCCGGCGAUCAAGCGUAGGUUGAUUAACCGUUUGGAGCAAUGCUCGAAGCAAGCAGCGUCCGCGGCCACACAAUGCAUUACGGCCGCUCAAAACGCCUUGAUUCACAGCAACGACGUUCAAACAAAGGAAAUCCUGUUGCAGGACUGUCAGUCCGUUGCGGAUCAAAUUCCACGCUUGGUGGCUGGCGUAAAGAACACCCUUUCGCGACCAGAUGACCCGAACGCUCAACUUGGUUUGAUCGAUGCUGCCGAAAUGUUCUUGGAACCCGGAGCACAGGUGGCCCAAUCGGCUAGGGAUCUUCAACCGACCGUCAUGGAUCAGGCGGCUUCACAGCAGCUUUCUCGCUGCGCACUGAACUUGAGCCACGCAAUCCACGACCUUCGUUCGGCUGCUCAUCGCGCUCGGGAAGCUUGCGGAGGAAACGAGUUGGAUGCUGCACUAGAAGCCGUGCGCAACUUUAGGAACGUUUUGAACGAUACCCGUCGAGCUGGUCAGGAAGGUAACCUACGUCCGUUGCCGGGUGAGACUGCGGACAGCUGCUUCAAGCAGUUGGCAGCCGCUAGCAACAGUGUCGAUUCCACACUGUACCAGCUGAUGUCGGCUGUUCAACAAGGUAAUCGAACGUACGCUGGGGUGGCUGGAAGAGACACCGCAUUGGCAUUGGGCGAGUACACGAAGAGUGUUCGAGGAGUUGUGGCGACCACAAAAAAUCCCGUGGUAGUUGAUUGUGCUGAUGAGGUGAUUUUGGAUUCGAUUCGGGUGAUUGAAGAGGCGCAGAAAACUUUGCUGAAUCUAGGUAAUCAGGAUCAGCUGGUGCAGGCGAUCAAGCGUACGAAGAGCUCGUUGGGAAGAACUAUCGAUUGUUUCCCCGGUGUGAAGGAUAUUAAUGAUGCUUACGAGAAUAUGGCGGAUUUGCGUGCAAUUCUGGACACGGGAGAGUAUCCUCCGUCGAGCCGUGCCUUCGGGCAGUUGCAGACGGAGCUGAAGAGUGCAGCGGAGAAGUUGAACUCGGCUGGUGGACAGGUGGCGCAUUCUUAUGACAGUUCGAUCAAACUGGCUAACACCAGCCAGCAGUUCUAUCACUCCUACAAGGAGUUGAUGACCGUUACACUGGAAAUGGCCGGACAGACGCCUGAAGAUCGUGCUCGUGAGGAAAUUGUUAAUUCGCUGCGAGGAGUGUCCAACCAAUCGAUUAGUUUGCUGGGAACGGCUAAGUUUGUUGCGGGAGAUCCGGACAGACCAAAUGCGAAGAAUGAGUUGUCUUCAGCAGCACGAAUGGUUACGGAAAGCAUUAAUCGUUUGGUGGAUGUGUGUACUCAAGCCGCUCCGGGCCAGAAGGAAUGUGACAGCGCCAUUCGAAGUAUCGAAUCGUUGAGACCAUUGCUAGAGUCGGCUCAGGAACCGUUGACUGAUCAGGGUUACUUUGAUUGUUUGGAUACGGUCAUGGAAAAAUCCCGAACCCUUGGAGACGGUAUGACUGGAAUUGCCAACAAUGCCAAGUUGUCAAAGCACGCGGAGUUUGGACAUUCGGUCGACUCGGUUUCGGAUUCGAUUCGUGGUUUGAUAGAAUCUGCCGGACAGGCUGCCUAUUUGGUUGGUAUUUCCAACCCAACAAGCGUCGGUGGUCGACCCGGAUUGGUGGAUCAGACUCAGUUCGCUCGCGCGUCUCAGGCGAUUCGUCAGAGCUGUGAAGUUCUUCGCGGGCCUGCCUCAUCUCAGCAGCAAGUCCUGUCGGCAGCCACAAUCAUCGCCAAGCACACGUCGGCUUUGUGCAAUGCUUGCCGUAACGCAAGUUCUACCACAACCAAUCCCGUUGCGAAACGCCACUUCGUUCAGGCCGCCAAGGAGGUUGCCAAUUCUACCGCCGAUUUGGUUCGUGAAAUUAAGGCUUUGGAUAAAGAUUACAGUCCGGUUUCCAGAGCACGUUGCUCUUCCGCAACGGAACCCCUCUUGGAAGCAGUUUCGUCUUUGUGUCAGUUUGCGAACUCCGCUGAGUUCAUCUCUAUUCCGGCAAGGAUUUCUGCUGAAGGCAGAAAAGCACAGGAACCGAUUCUACAGGCCGGUCGCGGAAUUUUGGAUGGUGCUGUUGAUAUGGUGAAAACGGCAAAGGUGCUAGCCAUGACUCCAACGGACCCUCCGGUUUGGCAACAGUUGGCCAUUCAUAGCCGAAAUGUUUCGGAAAGUAUUAAGAAGUUGGCUUCCAGUAUUCGUGAAAAGGCACCUGGUCAGUUGCAAUGUGAGCAGGUUCUUGAAGUACUAAAAGCCUGUUCUCGGGAUUUGAACUCUGCGGCCCUCGCCGUCGGCGUUGAUGGUCUCCCUCAGCGAAAGGAGAAUAAUCUACAGGGAUUCACCAAUCAAUCACUGAAUGCUGCGUCGGAGUUGAUCGAUCGUCUGGAACCGGUUAAGUCAUCGGCUAAGAAGAAUGCUGAAAGUUUGGGCCAUGCUGUCAACCAGAUUGCCAAACAUAUUGUGCCUCUGACUAACGGAGUUAUUGGAGCCUGUUCCCAUGUAGUACACUCCGGUCAGCAGACGGUGCUGAUCGAUCAGGUCAAAUCAAUUGUCGAAUGUUGCUCACAGCUGGUGCAAGUUGCUAAGAACGCAGGAGGAAAUCCUCGUGCCUCCCAUCUGCACCCGGAACUGGACGAAGCCGUUGAAUCGACCCGUGAAGCCAUUCAGGAACUUAACGCAACGGUUGAGCGUUUGUCUACCGAGAACGGUGUUGUGACUGGACUUAUGGAACAAAUUUCCCGCUCAAUGUCACGUAUUACCGAUAAGCGUCAGUCCUUCUUGGGGGCUUCCAUUAACGACACAUACGUCGAUUAUCAGACCCGCAUGGUUCAGUCCGCUAAGGAGAUUGCUCGCUUUGCAAACGAAAUCAACGCUAAAGCAGCCGUCGAUCCUUCCAAGCUGGCUCAGUUGUCCGUCGAGAUGACUCAUCACUACACACAACUGGCUCAAGACUCGAUUGGUGCGUCUGCUUUGACCACUUCUCCGGACGUCGCCAUCCGUAUUCGUAACACCGUUCAGGACUUGGGUCGCUCGGUCAACGUGCUCAUCCAGUCGACAGCCGGAAUCCGUAAAGAUGACAGCUCCGGAUUGGUCGAGAUUUCGCGUGGCGCACGGGACGUUUCGGAAAAGGUUUCCCAAGUGUUGGCUGCCCUGCAGGCUGGUUCUCGCGGAACACAGGCUUGCAUCAAUGCUUCCAGCACGGUUUCGGCCAUCAUCAGCGAUUUGGAUACGACCAUUAUGUUCGCCACAGCCGGGACACUGCAUUCGGAGGAUAGCGAGAAGUUCUCCGACCAUCGGGAGCACAUUUUGAAAACGGCCAAAGCACUGGUUGAGGAUACCAAGAUUCUGGUGGCCGGAGCUGCCGGAACUCAGGACCAGCUGGCUGCUGCUGCGCAGAAUGCUGUUACUACUAUUUUACAACUGGCGGAAGCAGUAAAGCAUGGCGCCGCUUCGCUCGGCUCGAACCAGCCCGACUCGCAAGUGAUGGUGAUGAACGCGGUGAAAGAUGUCGCUGCAGCACUCGGUGAGCUAAUAAACGCUACUAAGCUUGCAUCCGGUAAACCCAUUAACGACCCGGCUAUGAAUGAUUUGAAAGAUAGCGCUAAGGUCAUGGUGAUGAACGUCACCUCGUUGCUGAAAACUGUUAAAGCCGUCGAAGACGAACACACGCGGGGCACCCGCGCAAUGGAAGCUACCGUCGAUGCCAUUUCGCAGGAGAUCCGCUCGAUGCAGUACGCGCCGGACAUGCACCGGGCCAGCAUGCAGCAGCUGUCCCGGUCGGAAGAUUUGAUCAUGGUGACGAAGCACGUCACGGCUGCGACGGCCAAGGCCGUAUCGGCCGGUGCUUCCAACCUGCAGGCCGACAUAGCCGCUGCCGCCAAUCUGGGCCGGAAAACCAUCUCCGACAUGCUGACGGUGUGCAAAUCGGUCGCUUGGUCCUGUGCCGAAACGCAGGAGCUUCGCCAGCGAACGCUGGAUGCUGGCUCCGCGGUGGCCAUCGCCUACCGGGAUCUGCUGGAGGGAGUCCUGAACCACUGCAGCGCAGACGAACGAAUGCAGCUCUCACGACGCGUGGCAAAGUGCGUUACGGAUCUGGUUGGCAUGGCACAGCUGCUGAAGGGUUCGGAUUGGGUGGAUCCUGACGACCCGACCGUGAUUGCCGAGAAUGAGCUGCUCGGUGCGGCUGCCUCGAUCGAAGCUGCCGCCAAAAAGUUGGCUAGCUUGCGACCACGCCGGCAGACGGAAGUUAAGGAAGCUGAUGAAAGUCUCAACUUUGAUGAAAUGAUUUUGGAAGCGGCGAAGGGAAUUAUGGCUGCUUCGUCAGCGCUGGUUCGGGCAGCCAAUGCUGCCCAACGAGAGCUGGUCGAUCAAGGUAAAGUGGCUCGUCGCCCGCUGACUUCGUCUGACGAUGGCCAAUGGUCGGAAGGACUGAUUUCUGCUGCCCGAUUGGUUGCUGCCGCAACGCACAGCUUGGUGGAAGCUGCUCAGCAUCUAGUACAGGGAACCGGCACCGAAGAGAUGUUGAUUUCAACCGCCAAACAAGUGGCCAGUUCCACAGCUCAGUUGUUGAUUGCGUGCAAAGUGAAGUCUGAUCCGAAUUCGGAAACCGGAAGGAGGCUACAAGCUGCCGGUAAUGCUGUUAUCAAGUCAACCGACAAACUGGUACAAGCUGCUCAGCAAGCAAUCGAAGGUGAAGAAGAGCACACAUUGAAACUUAACCGGAAUAUGGUCGACGGAAUGGCACAGGAAAUCAAUGCUCGAUCGGAAAUUUUGAUGCGUGAACGACAGCUGGAAGAAGCGAAAAACAAACUGAUUGCCAUUCGUCAUGCCAAGUAUCGCCAGAAGCUGGCCGGUGGUUUCACCACCGACAGCAGCGACGAAGGUGGUAUUCAACCACCGACGUUCACCGGUUAUCAAACCGUUUCCCCAAAGCCGCACACUUUGCCCAAGCCUGGUACCUAUUCUCCAAACACUGUUCAGGGAUCACAAGCUUCAGCCACCGGAACGUUUCCACGACAGCAACAAAGCCAACAGCACCAAUCCAGCACCGUAACGAACACCUCCACCUUCCAAAGAUCCCCGCUCCUAACGGCCAACGCCGUCCCAAAGCCAUACCAAUCGGAUGCAAUCAAAUCACCGACAGCACUGGUUUCACCAUCGAUUCUGAAUCGAUCGUACGAAACGACUCGGGUUGAGAACUCGAAUCUAAACGCCAGCAAGUUCAACCGGGUACAGUUCGACGCAGCCGUACAAGAUUUGCAUAACAAGGUUCAACCGUUAAGCACUUUCCGGUCGUCACCCAGUCCACAACAGCAGCAAGCAAAUUACGGAAAAGGUUCAUCUAUCACAACGAUCACCACCAGCAAUGGAACCGCAGCCCCACAAAACUAUGAAGGAUUUACGACGAGAUACGAAACCCGUGUCUUUCCAGCUACCACUACUAACCCGGCCCCUAAUACCCUAAUCAAUGUCGAGCAGCAGUUCGCUAAACUAAACCUAGAGAAUCACCAGCAACAGCAGCAGCAACAGCUGCAGCAGUACUUGCACCCGUCGCAUUCGCCAUUGCACCAACCGCACCAAUCGCACCACCACCAACAACAACAGCAACAACAGCUACAGCAGCUCGUUCAGCAACACCAACAGCAACAGUAUCAGCAGCAAUUUAGUAGCAGCGGUAGUAGUCUCAGUAACCACCAUCAGCAAUAUCACACCAGCCCACUAAAUAGCACCGCACCCAUUAGUGGUAGUAGUCCUAAUCACCUACUAGCAUCCGCCGCCGGUAGUAGUAACAACAAUGGUACACUUAAUCUACUCGACAGCAGCAGUAGCAAGGUGGAGCAGCGAAUUUCCUCCCAGCAACAGCAGCAGGUCAUUACCAAAAAGGUCCACAUGACCACCUCGUCGUCGACGAUGAAAUCAUCCACCACCAGCAGCAGUUCCAGCGGGUGGAAGUAAACCUUUCCGGUGCGGUACGUGCCGUGGAACCAGCCGGAGCAGAAACAAAACCGGUAAAUUGUUGUAUUUUUCUAAUGAUGAAUUUUGUUAUUUGUAUAGUCAAGCGCGACCGAAGCCCCCAAAAUGGGAAAUUAACUCCCACAUGUGCCUGUUUUUGAUUGUCGGACUAAUCGAUGUUGUACUAAAAUGAAAAAAAAGUAGCGAAACGAAAUGGUUUAAAUCGAUAGCUUCCAUUGCGUUAGAAAUGUUGUUAACAACUGUGUAGAAAAAUUGUCUGUUUGGGAAAAUUAAACGCAAACACUAAAAACGCGAGUCUGCCAGCGGAUUCGAUAUAAUAUUACUUAUACGAGCCUAGAACUUAAGCGAGCCGCGCAAACACCUUAGCGGGUAUGCGGCUGAAUACAUAGUAGUGCCUCCAAAAAAAGAAAAGAAGCAAUUGUCUUAAUAGAAUUAUUGUUAUUGCGGAAAUAUUUUUUGUCUUUGCUAAUACUUACAAAGAAAAUCACAAAGUGCCACACGUACACACAAACACAGUUUUGGAAUUUUACGAAAUUAUAAAUAUUUUACUUAAGUCAACUUUUACUGCAGAAUGGUUUUUAUUGCAACCACAAAUGUGCCUCUUCGAGAAACGAAAAUUAAAAUUUUCAGAACAAAUUACAAAAGUAUACCGACUAAUAAAGUAUAUACAAUAGAAAUCUUUUUCACCGUUUGCCUUUUCAUAAAAUCUAACGACGAAAGUUUAAACAAAAAAAAAACGAUUGCCAAUAUUAACUGUGUGCCAUUCUCUUGAUUCGUCUAAAAAAGUGUUUUUACUUAAAUAACAAACAAAAAAAAAAUAUACGCACAGAUUUUUGAAGUAUCUUUUUUUUUAUACGAAGCAUUGGCAAAUUCGAAAACAUCUGCCCUCCCAGCGAAAGGAGCGAGUAAAUCAGAGUAAUCAAAGUUUAAAAAAAGAACAGCACUUAAGAAUGUGAAUGCUUCCCAUGAUAGUUUUGUAACGUAACAGUAAAAAAGCCAAAUUUAGGAUCGCGCAUUCUGUAAAUGUAGUGUAACAAAGUCAGUCCCGCGUGCGUUGCACAAGCGUAAGCAAAAGGAAAAUAAUAACUGAGAAUAAUAUUUUUUAUAACUAAUAAAACAAAAAAUGGUGAUUUUUUCACGCAGCGCCACAAACAAUAAUAAUCAAUAAAGCCAACACACAGCGAAACACUAGUAAUAGCAUAUAGCAGGAUAAUAGUAAGCAGCAGCAAGUAACGAGUAACGAAACCGUAAAUAUGAGUAUUGUUUUUUCUCUUCUUCUAUAAUGAUUAAUUGAUUGUAUUUUAACGAAAUGAUAAACGCAAAGCAUAGCAUAAAGCAGAACCCUAUACCUACCUACAGUUUUUUUCUAAAAAUCGUUCGAAAAAAAACGACAAUUAGAGUUCAUUCUUAGUGCGCUAGUUGAUAGCAAGUACAUAAAUGCAAACAGCAGUAUAAUGAAAUAAAAACGAGUAAAUUUUAACCAAUAAAAUGCUUUAA